Molecule: messenger RNA, 1585 nt
Organism: Sodiomyces alkalinus F11
Lineage: Eukaryota; Fungi; Ascomycota; Sordariomycetes; Glomerellales; Plectosphaerellaceae
Product: NAD(P)-binding protein
Exons: 2
Coding region: 307-1368 (353 amino acids)
Molecular function (GO): oxidoreductase activity, acting on the CH-OH group of donors, NAD or NADP as acceptor
Source: RefSeq, a predicted model, not a curated record
UACGGUGGCGCGCAACUGGAGACAUUAGAUCCCUAAGUUGCCCUGCACACGAAUCAUUGACCGGUCACAUCACGGGAUUCCACGCGUAUAUUUUUUUCCCGCGCUUGACCCAGUUUUUACGCGUUGAGAGAAGAUUUCUUCUUUUUGUUCACCAACCAUUGGGAAUUCGGCUUUGCCUGUUGCUCUGUCAUUUCCCUUUGAUCAUCUCACCCCUUUUCAUUCACCGCCACUCGGUCGGCUGUCGGGAAGCAAACAACUUUAUUCACAUCCCUUCAUUCUACACCUCUCCGAACCAACACAAUCGCAAUGGCUACCAUUCGCUCGGCUGUUCGCGCUGCGACGCGCGCCUCCGUGGCCCCUCGCUUUGCCACCAACAUCGGCUCUGUUCAGGCUGUUCGAGCCUUCAGCUCCUCCACUGCCAGACUCAGUGUCCGCGAGAAGGAGGUCCCGGUCACCACUUGGCCAGCUACCAAGGAUGGCCCAUCUUCUAUCCCCGUCAUUCCUAAGAAGCAGUCAGAGUUCGAGGUUGAUGCCGCAGAGAAUGAGGAGGUCCACCCCCUGACCCAGGAGGCCUAUAACAAGAUGUCUCCCACCAUGCAGAAGAUGUCCGUUCAUGGCAAGACCAUCAUCAUCACUGGCGGUGCUCGGGGUCUCGGAAACCACAUGGCUCGUGCCUGCGUCGAAGCCGGCGCCGCCAAUCUCGUCAUCUUCGAUGCGAACCAGGAGCUCGGAGAGGCAGCUGUUCGUGAGCUCUAUGAGAAGACGGGUCUGCCUGUCACCUUCUUCAAAGUCGAUGUCCGUGACGAAGAUGCUAUCAACGCCGCUGUCGACCGCGCCGUCGAGAUGUACGGUAUUCCCGAUGUUCUGGUGAACGCCGCUGGCAUAGCUGACUCCAACAUCAAGGCAGAGGAGUAUGACAGCAAGAUGUUCCGUCGUCUGAUUGACAUCAACCUCAACGGAACCUUCCUCGUGUCCCAGGCCGUGGGCCGCCGUAUGAUUGCGGCCGGCAAGCCCGGCUCCAUCAUUCUUGUGGCCUCCAUGUCCGGCAGCAUUGUCAACUACCCGCAGGAGCAGUCGUGCUACAACGCUUCCAAGGCAGGCGUCAUUCAGUUCGGCAAGUCCAUCGCCUCCGAAUGGGCCAAGUACAACAUCCGCGUCAACUGCAUCUCUCCUGGCUACAUGGACACCGCCCUCAACCGCGUUCCCGCCCUUGAGGCUCAGAAGAAGAUCUGGCGCAGCCUGACGCCCCAGAACCGUCUCGGCGCCGUCGACGACCUCAACGGUCUCUGCGUCUUUCUCGCCUCCGACGCUUCUGGUUUCAUGACUGGCUCUAACAUCCUCAUUGACGGCGGUUACUCCUGCUACUAGAUGCUGAAGGCUGGCGUGCCUUUCUUCUUAGACCUUUUUAAUUGUUCUCCCUCUUGUUUUGGCAUGGUAUGCAACAUUGGGCGAGAUAGCUAUCUAUACCCGAUACACACGGCUUGGCGUUAAAGGGGCGAUUAUCCACCAUGGGAUCAGGUUAGACCAUCCUAGAGGCCAUUCUAGAGGAUAGAGAUUCUGAAAAUUCAUUUGUCUUUGCUAUUCU